UUUACGUCAGUCACGUUUACGACGUUCGUUUACGUCAGUUUCUUGUGGGUUGUUGAGGAAGGUUCUCGAUUUGUAGGGUUAGUCUAGCAGUUUGGUUUACUGAUUUACAGGCUAAAAUAUUUAAUUUAUCCUCUAGGCAACAAUGGUGUGCAUUCCCUGCAUCGUUAUUCCAGUUCUCCUCUGGAUUUAUAAAAGGUUUUUGGAGCCGAUAAUCUACCCAAUAAUUUCACCAGUCAUCAGCCGUUUCUGGACCAAGAAAGCUGUCCAAGAAAGGGGUACUGGAGACGAGAAGACAAGUGAAAAGAGCAAUGGAACAUGCAAGAAUGAACUGAAUGGGCAAGCAAAAUGUCAGUCAGCAAACGGAGUCAUGACAGCCUCUGAUAAGAAAACGGAUUAGCAUUUUACAAUGGUAUAUUAAGGUAUAUUUGAUAACAUGAAGAUAUUUUAAAAUGUAAAAAUGUAAUUAGAGGUACAUGUUUGUCCAGUCGUAUUAUACACAUCCAUCUGGGUUUGAAGAUUGUAGACAGUAGAGACAUACUUGAUGUACAGAAUUAUGUUUAUCAAAUGGAAUUAAAAUAUUUAAUCGUAACAUUUGCAGUAAAGCAUUAGGUUGUAUGUAAUACAGGGGAAAUGUUAUAACAAAAAUGUACUUAGCUGUAGCCUGUGUCACCAGCUUGCUGAACAUCAGCUUGCUUUUGCAUAUGUUCGACAUUUAAGGCCUGCUGGAAAGACUUAUUUUUUUUUGUUAUGUAAUCUUUCAUGCUAAUUUGAUAUGGCUGUGGUCUUUGUAUGCAGACAUGUAAUCAGCAUCACAGCAUCAGUUUUGUAUCGUUCAAAGAGAAAUUUAUGUUCACAUUCUAAUUUAACAAUGGUGUAAUUUUUUUUAAGUGAUCGAAACAAUAAAAUGACAUCGUCCAUGA
Molecule: messenger RNA, 920 nt
Organism: Alosa alosa (allis shad)
Lineage: Eukaryota; Metazoa; Chordata; Actinopteri; Clupeiformes; Clupeidae
Gene: c21h18orf32
Product: UPF0729 protein C18orf32 homolog
Exons: 3
Coding region: 143-397 (84 amino acids)
Biological process (GO): positive regulation of canonical NF-kappaB signal transduction
Source: RefSeq, a predicted model, not a curated record